Ctenocephalides felis (cat flea) is the source of this 614-nucleotide messenger RNA. RefSeq names its product M-phase phosphoprotein 6-like. The record is from RefSeq and is a predicted model, not a curated record. Lineage: Eukaryota; Metazoa; Arthropoda; Insecta; Siphonaptera; Pulicidae. The transcript has a single exon. Gene Ontology annotation, biological process: maturation of 5.8S rRNA. Bases 135 to 614 code for a protein of 159 amino acids.
UUACUUCGAUCGUACUUCACAUGAACAUAUAAUAUAACCUAUAUGCCAUGCCACUAGUAAAUAUAUAACCUCUUACUACUCAUUGUCAAAAUUUAAGACUUUUUAAUUAUAAAGUGAAAAACACAAUUACCAAAAUGACUUCUAGAGAAAAUCACAAAAGGAAACUUUCCAAAUCAAUUUUGGAAAUGAAAUUCAUGAAAAGAACAAAAGAAAAGUUUCAACAGGAGCAAGAAGAUGAGGAAGGUAGGAAUAUGUAUAGCAAUGAAAUUACAGACAAAAUGAGACACAACAAAGGAUCACAAUAUAUAGAAGAAACAAGUUUUGCCAUAUGUGAAGACUUACUUAUUGGUAGACUAUCAUACAAAGGUAUGAAUCCUGAAAUUGAAAGAAUUCUUGAACUCGAAGAAUUAGAAAAGGCUGCCAAAGAAACACCAAAAGAUGAGGCAGAUGUUACAGAUAAAGAGAUGACAAAAUAUUAUAUAGACAAGACGGGACAGCGGGGAAAUAAUGAAUCUAGAACAUAUUCAAAGUAUAAUAUAAAGCGAAAAAACACUGAACAAAGGAAUACACCUUCAAAGUUUCUCAAACCAAAUUAUGAUAAUUUAUAUAAGUAA